AUGGACGCAGCGACUAUGCAGGCCUCGCGAGAAUUUUUCGUCGUAUAUUUCCAGGAUCUUUCUGCCGGGGAUAUCGCAGAUCAGGACGUGACUAAAAUCCAAGGCGAGCUUCGUCGUAUAGCCCACACAAUCUCUGGGUGGACGGAGCUUGUAGAUGAUCCCAACAAGCUGACUUGCAGCUGUUUUUCGGACCGGUGCUGCAACCUCUCGGAUAUUAUUGUGAAAGUUGCUGAGCUGGUAACUAUCAAGGACGGAGAGCUCCCUCUCGCAGUUAUGAAGAUGUUCAAUAUGCUGGCUAUGCAGGUAGGACGACUCACUCUUGACGGCCAUCGCGAAGAGGACGAGUAUGCGCGGGGUUUUGAUCGCAUGGCCAAGGACGAAGAGCGUAGAUGGCAGAUUGGGUCCCAAGGACCAGAUGACGGUAGAGCUGCACUUCUUUUUGGCAUGUGGACUCGUAUGAAUCGCAUCUCAGAGCCUGGUCCCAAUUGCACAUCCAAGUGCCUGGGUGCGCAUGCCGGUAAUCCUUGA
Messenger RNA from Penicillium egyptiacum, 528 nucleotides. The record is from the annotation of a GenBank genome assembly. NCBI's taxonomy places the organism in Eukaryota, Fungi, Ascomycota, Eurotiomycetes, Eurotiales, Aspergillaceae.